Callorhinchus milii (elephant shark) is the source of this 1488-nucleotide messenger RNA. It is a transcript of the gene haus8, whose product is annotated as HAUS augmin like complex subunit 8. The record is from RefSeq and is a predicted model, not a curated record. NCBI's taxonomy places the organism in Eukaryota, Metazoa, Chordata, Chondrichthyes, Chimaeriformes, Callorhinchidae. Bases 76 to 1422 code for a protein of 448 amino acids. The transcript is spliced from 15 exons.
CGGGACAAAGCGGUGAGGGCGGCGGUUGUAUUUCGCGCGCGCGCGCGCGGGGCCGGUCCGCGAUUUGAACUAAAGAUGGCGGCGCGAGGUCGCAGGAGCAUCAGUGUCUCCAAGAGUGCUACCAACCUACUUAGUGGCAAACACCUGCGAUUUGAGUCUGAUCAGAACUCUGCUAGUGGUGAUUCAACGUUGUUUUCCCAACAGAAGCUGACACAAUCAACUGCUUUUACUGAAGAUGGCAAAGACCCAAGCACAUUGCUUAAGAGUUUUAAAAGUACGCCGGAUCUAAGUCAAUCUACGCAUUCAUCUAUUGCAACCGUGACAUCACUUGGGGCAUCUGGUCGGGGGCCACAUCCAACACGCAGUCCAGCCAAGCCCAGGGUGUGCCAGCGUGGCCUGUUCCAGCGCCUCGUGCAGCGAGAUGGUACUAACUCCACAAACUCCUCUCGCACAAAGUCAUCUGCAGAAGACAGUGAAGGAUCAAGAUUAGCGUCAUCUUUGGAGGAAACUAUCACAAAACUGAAGUCAAAGGGCCCACGAGAGGUUCCCUCUAGAUUUAUGGAAUCGGCAACCACAGAAAAGAAAAUGCACAGCAAAGCUUCUGUGACAAGUUCAGGAUUUGGGCUGAAAAAACUGAACAAAGCGAGAAAGACUCUGAAGCUGCACUCUACGGGGCUUGAGGAAAGUAUGCUGCCUCCAAACUGGGAUCUGUCCUUUGUACAGAGUGAAUCUACAGAAAUUAGAAACCCAGAAAAUACAAUGUCCAUAUUGGAAACCUCGCUCUGUCCCAUGUCUGAAGCAGAUGCAAUUGAGCAGCUGGAGUUUGACGCAAUCCUCUACAUGUACAUGGCUGUCAUGAGGGAGGAGAAUUUGGUUAAAUACCAGGACAAGGCGGAGCGGAACUUGCUGCUGAUCGAAGAGGAAAAUGAGCUCCUGAGACGGGAAGUGUUCCAUCCCAAACAAGAUCAGCUCCUACGGGAAAAAGAGAGGCAGCUUUGUGAACUGAUGGAUCAGCAAAUGGAGAUUCUGCGCGAGGUGGUGAGGCAGGUCCAGCUGUUCGGAGGCCAGUACAAAGCCUUGGGACAGGCCCUCGAUGUCACUCGUCACAGCCUUCAGACUAAGAACAUUUUAAUCCCUGGAGGCACAAGGGAGUAUUUGGAGCAAUUAAAGUCUUUCCUGAAGGUGACAAAGGGGAUUCUAGACGGAUUUGGACUGGGAACCAGCACUGAGAAUCACGAGGCCUUGGCUGGGAUUAAGGAUCUUAGAGAGCUUGCGACAAAGACUGAGGUCAAGAUCAAGAGUUACCUUACGGAGGUGGAGGCAAUGGCCUCUUGGGUCAGCAGGGAGUCUGCUCUGCUGCACCAGGAAGUGGACGAGCAAGACUUGGGAAUGGAAGCACUGGCUGGAUGGAUUUUUAAGUAACGUGCUUAUCUUUUUAAAAGCACUAUUGUAAAUUAUAUGUAUAAUAAAAUUUGACACUUCAAACAA